This is a messenger RNA of Chenopodium quinoa (quinoa), 2798 nucleotides long. RefSeq names its product ABC transporter F family member 4-like. NCBI's taxonomy places the organism in Eukaryota, Viridiplantae, Streptophyta, Magnoliopsida, Caryophyllales, Amaranthaceae. The transcript is spliced from 2 exons. Gene Ontology annotation, molecular function: ATP hydrolysis activity; ATP binding. Bases 293 to 2440 code for a protein of 715 amino acids. The record is from RefSeq and is a predicted model, not a curated record.
UUCCAUCACUUAAAAUCUUAUCCUAACCCGAAAAAUAUUACGGAGUAAUAAAAUUAUUUUUUAAAAAUAAAAAAUAAAAAAAAUCCUCUUUUUAGAGCCCAAAACUAAACUUGAAUACAAAUUCCUUGGGCCCAAUGGAACAUUAGCUAUUACAAAAGUCUAAAUCCAUAUGAGAUCUCCAUCACUGUAUAAAAAACACGAGAAUAAAACACACUUUUGUUCUCAACUUCAUCUGCUCUCAUUGCUAUCCAAUUUGUCUUCCUAAAACUGCCGACUUUCUGUUAUCGUUUCAAUGGGAAAGAAAAAAUCUGAUGAUGUCGGAACCACUUCGAAAGGUCAAUCCAAAGAGGGGAAGAAAGAGAAGUUUUCUGUUUCAGCCAUGCUUGCUAGCAUGGAUGAAAAGCCAGACAAAUCAAAAAAAGCAUCUGUGUCGAGUAAACCCAAGUCAAAAGCCCCUCCAAAAGUCUCAUCUUAUACUGAUGAUAUAGAUCUUCCUCCAUCAGAUGACGAUGAUGACUAUGACUCAGAAGAAGAGAAACAAAGCUCUUUGCUGCAGAAGCCAGAAUCCAAGUUGGUUGAAGCUUCUAUAACUGAUAAAGAGCUGAAGAAACGAGAGAAAAAAGAAAUGAUGGCUGUUCAAGCUGCUGAGCUGGCAAAAAGAGAGGCCUUGAAGGAUGAUCGUGAUGCAUUCACUGUUGUCAUUGGAAGCCGGGCUUCUGUCCUUGAGGGCGGAGAUGAUGCUGAUGCUAAUAUCAAAGAUAUUACAAUAGAGAACUUUUCAGUCUCAGCUCGAGGAAAAGAACUCCUAAAGAAUACAUCAAUAAAAAUUUCUCAUGGAAAGAGGUAUGGUUUGAUUGGACCAAAUGGGAUGGGGAAAUCUACCCUUUUGAAGCUUUUGGCGUGGAGAAAGGUUCCAGUACCUAAAAAUAUAGAUGUUUUACUGGUAGAACAAGAGAUAAUUGGUGAUGAUAGAUCAGCACUUGAAGCAGUUGUUUCAGCCAAUGAAGAAUUGGUGAGACUCAGGAAAGAGGCUGCAUCUUUGCAGAAUGUUUCUUCUGCAGAGGAUGGUGCUAAUGAUGAUGAUGGUGGGGAUGAUGCAGGAGAGAGACUUGCUGAAUUAUAUGAGCAGCUGAAUUUGUUGGAUGCAGAUGCUGCUGAGGCUCAGGCAUCUAAAAUUUUAGCUGGUUUAGGGUUCACAAAGGAUAUGCAAGAGCGUCCUACCAAGUCAUUCAGCGGAGGAUGGAGAAUGAGGAUCUCACUAGCUAGGGCACUAUUUAUGCAACCUACUCUUUUGUUGCUCGAUGAACCAACCAACCAUCUCGACCUUAGAGCAGUUCUUUGGUUAGAAGAGUAUUUAUGCCGGUGGAAAAAAACUCUCAUUGUUGUUUCCCAUGAUCGCGAUUUCCUCAACACUGUCUGUAAUGAGAUUAUACAUCUUCAUGAUAUGAAGCUUCAAUUAUACAGGGGUAAUUUCGAUGAUUUUGAGAGUGGAUAUGAACAGCGUCGAAAAGAGAUGAAUAAAAAGUAUGAAGUAUAUGAAAAGCAAUUGAAAGCCGCUAAAAGAUCAGGAAACCAGGCUCAGCAGCAGAAAGUGAAGGAGAGAGCAAAGUUUGCAGCAGCAAAAGAAGUAUCCAAGAAAAAAUCGAAAGGAAAAGUGGAUGAAGAUGAAGCAGUGCAAGAAGCCCCAAGCAAAUGGAGAGAUUACACAGUGGAGUUUCACUUCCCAGAACCCACCGAGCUCACUCCUCCACUCCUUCAGCUCAUUGAAGUCAGUUUUAGCUACCCUAAUCGACCUGAUUUCAGGCUUUCAGAUGUUGAUGUUGGUAUUGAUAUGGGUACCCGUGUUGCUAUUGUGGGGCCCAAUGGUGCUGGCAAAUCUACCCUGCUCAAUCUUUUGGCUGGUGAUUUGAGCCCAACUGAAGGCGAGGCCAGGAGGAGCCAGAAACUGAGGAUAGGAAGGUAUUCGCAGCACUUUGUUGAUCUUUUAACCAUGGAUGAAAACCCUGUUCAAUAUCUCCUCCGUUUACACCCCGAUCAAGAAGGGAUGAGCAAGCAAGAAGCUGUCCGUGCUAAGCUUGGGAAAUUCGGGCUUCCUAGUCAUAACCACCUUACCCCAAUUGCGAAAUUAUCGGGAGGCCAAAAAUCCCGGGUGGUUUUUACUUCCAUUUCAAUGUCAAAGCCCCAUAUACUGCUGUUAGAUGAACCCACAAAUCACUUGGAUAUGCAGAGUAUUGAUGCACUUGCAGAUGCACUAGAUGAGUUCACCGGGGGUGUUGUGUUGGUUAGUCAUGAUUCACGGCUGAUUUCACGUGUUUGUGAGGAUGAAGAGAAGAGUCAGAUCUGGAUCGUCGAUAAUGGGACAGUGAGAACGUUUCCUGGAACAUUUGAGGAGUAUAAGGAGGACCUCCAGAAGGAGAUCAAGGCUGAAGUUGAUGACUGAAGAAUGCUUCCUGUACAUUGUACUAUAUAUCCUGUUUAGCUCCUCAUUACACCCAAGUCAGAGGCUUCAAUAUGAUGAUCUAUAUGAAUAUUUUCUCUCAUAUCUGCUUCUAGUUUCAUUUGAAGCAGAUAAUUUUUCUUUUUUGGUUUUCCAUCUUUUGAUUUUCUUUGUUUACCUCUUUUCUACGGGAGUUACUCUUUUUUGAACGAGUGUGAUUGUAUAAGACACACGAUGUUACUGAAUAAUCAAUUGAACUUCUGGAGUUAUAUUUUUGUAAACGAGUUGAUUGUGUAAUUAGACGCACAAAACUAGUACUGUAUGACUGUAUCAUCAUUUCAACUUCUUAUUUGCUUUUAAA